This is a messenger RNA of Lentinula edodes (shiitake mushroom), 2541 nucleotides long. RefSeq names its product Vps16, N-terminal region-domain-containing protein. Lineage: Eukaryota; Fungi; Basidiomycota; Agaricomycetes; Agaricales; Omphalotaceae. The record is from RefSeq and is a predicted model, not a curated record. Gene Ontology annotation, biological process: endosomal transport; vacuole fusion, non-autophagic; intracellular protein transport. Bases 1 to 2541 code for a protein of 846 amino acids. Gene Ontology annotation, cellular component: HOPS complex; endosome; cytoplasm. Gene Ontology annotation, molecular function: actin binding. The transcript is spliced from 11 exons.
AUGUCAGAACAUCCUACGACAUCAUGGCAGGCGAUGCAAAAUGGCACUGUGUUCUAUCGUCGACAGCAGCUCUAUUCAAUAUUAGGCAAACUACCUGAUUUGGGUGACUACAUCAUCGCUGGAUGUCGUUAUAGCGGUCCUCUAGCCAUGAUGAGAGACAACACUAAACUGAUUGCUGUUGGCCGUGUAACGCCAGCGCAUGCAAAAUCUCAAAUUCAAGUCUACUCUUCGGCAGGAGAAGGCUUAUUACUUUUUAGUUGGGACCAUGGUCGGAUCAUCCGCUUUGGAUGGACUCUGAACGAACAGUUGGUUGUACUCAACGAAGAAGGAGUAUAUCGGGUAUACGACCUACAAGGAGAGUAUCAACAGUACUCUCUGGGAACUGAGGCUUCUGAAGUGGGAGUUGUUGAUGCGCGUAUGUACGAGAACGGAAUGGUCGCUCUGACUGGUUCCCUGACUCUACUAGAGGUCAAGGGAUGGGAAGGAGCGCGACCAAUGACCCUAGCAAAUCCAAACUUGACUGAUCCUCCUAUGUCUUGGGCUAUCAUUCCACCAGAUUCCAACAUUUCAAGACACGUCGAAGUCUUGCUCUCAGUAGAGAACACUAUUUACACCGUCGACAAUCUUGAGAGUGUGGAUCAACGUCUUUCUCAAGGGCCUUUCACUCAUCUUUCCCCGUCUCCCAAUGGCAAAUCUCUUGCCCUUCUAAAUGCAUCUGGAACACUUCUUGUUGUAUCUUCAGACUUCCAACGUCGCAUGGCAGAAUUCGAUACGCUCAACGUUCCUUCCGCUCAAGGCAACGUUAAACAGGUCGAAUGGUGUGGAAACGAUGCCAUCGUCGUUACUUGGGAUUCGCUCGCUGUGCUUGUCGGCCCUUUUGCCGAUACCCUCCAAUACUAUUACGUCGGUAACACCUUCGCUAUUACAGAGACGGAUGGUGUACGAAUACUUGGUGCAGAUGCUUGCGAUCUCAUUCAGAAAGUUCCCUCCUCUACGCUAUCAAUUUUCAGACCCGGCUCCACUUCGCCUGCAGCUAUCCUCUAUGAUGCUUGGGAGAGUUUCUCACAACGUUCUCCGAAGUCUGAUGAAAGUAUCAGGAGCAUUCGCCCUGAGCUUGCCACUGCUGUAGACAGAUGCAUCGAUGCCGCUGGGCAAGAGUGGGAACCCUAUUGGCAACGUCGGUUGUUGAGCGCAGCGAAAUUUGGUCAAGGAUUCCUCGACUUAUAUGAUCCAACAGACUUCAUUAACAUGGGUCAAACACUUAAAGUCCUAAAUGCAGUCCGAUUCUAUGAGAUUGGAAUACCAUUAACAUAUGCUCAGUACUCCUAUACCUCCCCAACGCAUCUCAUUUCACGUCUUACUUCGCGCAACAUGCAUCUGCUCGCAUUGCGAAUAUCAACGUUUCUCUCGCUCAAGCCGGACGUAGUUCUGAAACAUUGGGCUAGCGCGAAAAUUAUGCGUACCCGUCCGGUGGCUAGUGGGACCGGCAAAGAUGCCGAGCUGGACAGUGAUGAUGAAGUGUGUCGACUCAUAGUCGAUAAAUUCAAGCAGCUAGGGGAUGUCGAAGUUAGCUACGCCGAAAUUGCUAAACGCGCUUGGGAGGUCGGCAGGACUGGGUUGGCAACCAAACUGCUUGAUCAUGAGAAACGAGCUUCUGAUCAGGUUCCCUUGCUGCUCUCGAUGAAAGAAGACCGCCUAGCUUUACAAAAAGCUGUGGAUAGCGGCGACACCGAUUUAGUCUACCAAGUUCUGCUUCAUCUUCACAAGCACCUUACGCUCGGUUCCUUCUUCCGUCUCAUAGAAGAUGGCGGGGAACACCUAGCGCCUGCCAGCCGCUUACUACAAGUCUACGCUCGCGAGCAGGAUAGAGACAUGCUCCGAGAUUUCUAUUAUUCCGAUGAUCGCCGGGUCGAAAGUGCUGUCUUGGCUUUAGAAGAGGCUUCGCACAUGGUGGAUCCUUCCGCUCGGAUAACAGCUGUUAAAUCAGCCCAGAAGUUUUUCUCUGAGGAUAAAGAUCGCAACUUUGAGGCAAAGAUGAUGGACGAAUAUUCUCGCCUGCUUACUCUCCAACAACAAUUAGAGGCCGAGGCAGAUGGUAAAGUUACAUUCUUUGGACAGAGCGUGAAUGAAACGAUUCGAACCUGUAUCGUAAAUGGAAUGCUCAAGCGGGCUGAUAAAGUCAAGUCGGAUUUCAAGGUGCCUGACAAACGCUUCUGGUACACGAAAUUAUAUGCUUUGACUGAAGUCCGCGACUUCGAAGGAUUGGAUGCUUUCUCAAAAUCAAAGAGGAGUCCGAUUGGGUAUGAGUCUUUCGUGCGGCACUUGGUAGAAAAAGGGCACAAUAAAGAAGCUGUCGCCUACGUCGCCCGCUGUGAUCCACCGAAGCGGGCAGACCUUUAUGCUGAAUGUGAUGAGUGGCGGAUGGUCGGGAAGGAGUGUAAAGAUCGUGGUGACAAGGCUAAGCUUGAGCAACUUCGGAAGAAGUGUCCGAACUCUUUAAUAGCUCGGGAACUAGAGCAAAUCGCGAUAUCGAUGAAGUGA